AUGGGAAUUUCCAUAAUAUUUCGAAAACGAGAAUAUCGACAAAAAGAUGAACAAAGUGAAUUAGGUUUAUCAAAACAAGAAGUGGCUAAACAAGUUCAAACACAAUUAAAUCUUGAAUAUGUUGAACGAGCAUUUGAAACUAUUGAAAAUUCUAAUGAAAUUGAAGAAUUAUCACCUGGUCUUGGACGUUUAUUAGUUUUACAAGCUCGUUCUAUAUUAACAAUGAAAUCAGUUGUUCAAAAUUUAAAUGAUGAUUUAGAAAAACAUCUUAAAAUGAUAAGAGAAAAAUUAAUUCGUGAACAUCCAAUAAAAUCUAAAAUUAGUCGUUGGAUUCAAAGUAAAUUAUUUGAAGAAAGAAUAAAUUAUAUUCAUCAACAUGAAUGGGAUGCACAUCAAUUAUCAAUUGAUCAAUGUCAAGCAUUAGGAAAUCAACAAGUUGCAUAUUUUAUUCAACGAGAUUUUACAUUUCGAAAAGAUCAUGAACCAAUUCUUCGUCGUACUCUUAAACCAUCAAUUGAACCUUCGAAAACAAUUGAAUGUAGUCGAUCGAUAUGGUUGCCAAAAUAUUGGAUUGUCGAACGAACAUAUCCACUUCCAACAGAACGUAUUCCAACACCUUAUGCAAAAUAUAAUCUUCAACGAAAAAUAACUUAUUCAACAACAACAAGAUAUCCAUUUUGGCGAUGGAAAUUAUUUGCACUUCGUACAUAUUGUUGGCUUUUAAAUGCUAUUUAUACAUUUUGUCUUGUAAUUCCAUUUGCUAGUCCAGUUAGUUUUCGAGCUCUAUUAUCUCCAAGGCCAUUUAGACCUGAUUAUAAAUUUAAUCGAGAUGAUUUGAAACUUCAUGAAGAUCCAUCUUCAAAAACAGAAACAUUUAUUUCACGUCUUGCUGCUCUUUGGAAUCAUGUGAGACAAUCAAGACAAAAAUUCGAACGAGCACCUGAUCGAGCAAAAGGUUUUGUUGGUACUGUUGCCAUUUGUACUGUUUAUCCAGUUUCUUGUGUACUUCUUUCAACUGGCUCUUUUAUAUUAGGUGCUUUAUCACCUAUUUGGAUGCCAAUUCUAACAUUAUUAUUUCAUAUAGUUCAAAUUCUUGUCUAUGAUGCAAAUUCAGCUGGUGAAUAUGGUCGAAAAUUUUUUUGUCUUAUUAAUAUUUUAAUAACUGAUUUUCUACUCUGUGGUAUUGUACAACCAAUAUUAGUAUUGAUUGCAUUAGUUUUUAGUCCAAUAACUUCUCUUUUAAUUCUGAUUUAUGCUCUUCUACAUCGUUUUGCUGGUGGAUUGUAUGAUAUAAUAGUAUUUAAAUUGAUUAUUAAACGUUUAGCUCGAAUUCCUGCACAUGAUACUUUUCUUGCAAGACGUAUUGCUGGUCCAGGUUUAGCAGCACAAUAUUUUUAUCAAGUUUCAUCACCAGAAGUAUUAGCAGCAUUAGAAUCGUUAAUUGAACAAAAGGAAUUGAAGAUGUAUCGUUCAUAUAUUGAAGAAAUUUUAACGAAACCAAUUAAUGAAUAUCGGUUUGAUUUUAUUUUAUUGACUAAAAANUGUAAAACAAUGAAUGAACAAUCAUCUUCAUAUACAAUUUAUUAUCCAUCAUUUGAUCAAAAUAUUUUUAAUCCGAAUAAAUGUAUUCUUAAUAUAUCAAAAGAUUAUUCUGGAGAGCAUCGUGAAAAAGCUUAUGGUCGUGUAUAUCGAUUUUUUAAUCAUCAAGGUAAUAAUUUAAAACAUAUUAAAAAUUUAUCAAAAUUUAUUGACUGUACAUCAAUAACAUGUCAUUUUUCUAUACCAAUACAAUUACCUGAUUUAAUCUAUGUUAAUGUUAUUAUAUUUAAUCGUGAUAAUAAUAAUUCAAUAACAACAGCAUCAUAUAGAAAUAUAUCUCUUCAAGAUAUUCUUCAACUUAUUGCAUACAAUAAAAAAUUUCAUGAUGAACCUAUGUUACCAAUAAAUUCAUCAAGAAUUUCAUCUCCUACUACAAUGAAUAAUAUGACACAUAGGGAUUUAGUAUGA
Rotaria sp. Silwood2 is the source of this 2007-nucleotide messenger RNA. Lineage: Eukaryota; Metazoa; Rotifera; Eurotatoria; Philodinida; Philodinidae. The record is from the annotation of a GenBank genome assembly.